UCUAGCUGGCGUCGAGGAAAUCAAGCAAUCAAGACUUUGCUUCAGCAGAGAGACAACAAUGAGUGAAAGAGAGAAACAAAAACUUUCACGGAAGCUUCAGAAACUGGAAAAGAGAAAAGCAAAGAGAGAAGGAGAAAUAGAAAAGAAUAAAAAAAGAAUAAAUUGGUGCACAGUGUCACUGUAGACAAAUGCAACCAAAAUCUAAUUUGCAUUUGGUUUACAUAUUCCGUUGGAGGGGCAUUUUACUGUUUUCGAUAGCUAUUUUAGCUAAAAGGUGGAUAUUCAUCAUCCAUUGCGACUCUGUGAGUGCUCUCAAUGUUUGAGCUCAAAGUCUCGAACUUGGCCGAAAUUCGAAAACCCUUCCAUGUCAGUCCCUGUCUUAAGGUCUUUCACGAUUGUCGUCUGCCGCUUCCUUCUCCAAGGAACUGGGUCUCCUUUGUGUGCAAACACAGGCACAGCAACAGCUUCAGCAAACAAGAGCAAACCCAGAAGUGGGAUGGGUUGAAGCUCAUUCGUGGCGUGAAGCUCUUGAAGGAUCUAAGUACUUGGGGCAUUGGCGGCCCUUGCAAUUAUUUCGUCCAAGUUCACAAUCAAACCCAACUUGUUUCUGCUGUCAGAUACUGUCAUGAGCAUUGCAUACGAUUCAUUGUUAUUGGUAAAGGCUCAAAUUGUCUCUUUGACGACAUGGGUUUUGAUGGCUGUGUUAUUCUGAACCGAAUUGAGUUCUUGGAGACGAAUGAACCCGGUAUUUACAGAGUUGGAAGCGGCUUUCGAUUUAAUAAAUUGGGCAUGCAGUGUUCGAAUGAAGGAUUCACAGGCGUUGAAUUUGCUGGAGGAAUUCCUGGGACUGUUGGGGGAGCUGCUUAUAUGAAUGCUGGAGCAAAUGGGCAGGAGACUGCUGAUGUUGUUGAUAGCAUUGAUAUUGUAAAAACUGAUGGAAGGUUUCAGACGCUUAGCAGAAUCGAUCUUAACUUUGGCUACCGGUCAUCCUCAUUUCAAUAUAUGGAAGACUUGGCAGCCAUUGUUGCAGUCACAUUCCGCCUGCACCCCUCAGGAUCAUCAAAGAAAAGGCUACAAGAGUAUCUUAAAAGGAGGAGAGUAUCUCAACCGAUGGGGGAAAGAAGUGCAGGGUCAGUGUUCCAAAAUCCAUGCCAUUUGGGAGUUGCAGCCGCUGAGUUGAUUGAGAAAGCUGGAUUAAAAGGUUUUAGAGUGGGAGGAGCUAUGGUGUCCAACAUCCAUGCCAACUUCUUCAUAAAUUCUGGUGGCUCAACUUCCCAAGACAUGCUUGACCUCAUUGCUACCGUCAAGGAGAAGGUUGAUCACAAGUUUGGGAUACAACUCAAGGAAGAAAUACUAUAUGUAGAUCCAUAUUGUGAUGAUUUGAGUCCAAAUCAUGUAUAUUUGAUAAAAGGAAACAAUAAAAACUCAGCAUUCAUUAAUAUCUGAUGAAGUUGAAACAAUAUUCAUUCCAAUUAGAGUUUUGAAAAUUUUCAAA
Messenger RNA from Alnus glutinosa, 1495 nucleotides. RefSeq lists its product as uncharacterized. Gene Ontology annotation, molecular function: UDP-N-acetylmuramate dehydrogenase activity; FAD binding. The record is from RefSeq and is a predicted model, not a curated record. Lineage: Eukaryota; Viridiplantae; Streptophyta; Magnoliopsida; Fagales; Betulaceae. The coding region runs from base 316 to 1446 and encodes 376 amino acids. The transcript is spliced from 4 exons. Gene Ontology annotation, cellular component: cytosol. Gene Ontology annotation, biological process: cell wall organization.